Mercenaria mercenaria is the source of this 1153-nucleotide messenger RNA. RefSeq lists its product as uncharacterized. Gene Ontology annotation, molecular function: chitin binding. Bases 130 to 759 code for a protein of 209 amino acids. Lineage: Eukaryota; Metazoa; Mollusca; Bivalvia; Venerida; Veneridae. The record is from RefSeq and is a predicted model, not a curated record. The transcript has 5 exons. Gene Ontology annotation, cellular component: extracellular region.
AGCAGCGAAGUGUUACGAUUAAAACUGGGUCAAAAUAAGGUGCAAAUAAUAUAUGUAAUCAGAUAAUCGACUACUUGCUGUAAUAAUAUUGUUAGUGUUAAUAGUGUUUGCCGAAAAUAAGCCUUUAAUAUGGAAUAUAUGAAGAUACGGAUUCUGAUGAUCCUGUUUGUAUACAUUUUGGAAGGCACUUUUGCCAUAUGCAGGAAAAGAUGCCGGAUUCAGUAUCCACAGACAUGUCCGCAAGGAUUUAAUUGUAUGAAAACUGAGAAAGAAGACAAAACAUUAUACCAUUGUCAUGAAAUCUGUAAAUAUACCAAUACUGGGCUUGUACCAGACGACAAACAUUGUGCCCGAUACUACGACUGUGCAGACAAAAGUGUGCAAACUGGAUUGCAAGUUCCAUACCUGAGAGAAUGUUUCCCUUUCCAAUUAUUUGAUACCAACACAGAUAAGUGUGUGAAUUACAAUGAAGUCAGCUGCAACAGAAGAUUCGAGCCCAAGAAUAGAUGUGAUUAUCAAUGGUACAGGGACCAAGAGAGAAUAAGUAAGAGUUGCCAUUUUGUCUACAAGAAGACAGAUUGUUCAGAAUGUGAAUGGCCAGGCUGUGGAAAUAUGCCUAAUGGAUGGAAUCGUAUCCCAAAUAUAAAACAUCUUACUGUGUUUUGUCUUGACGGGAGGGAUGAUACUUAUAAUGGUUGUGACAUUGGGUAUGAACCAGCAGAACUAACUGAAAAAACAUAUUGCAUUCCUUCAAGUUAGAGCAUCUGACAAAAACUUGCAAAAAGUUGCAAAACUUGAACUGUAAUCAUCACUUUUUGUAAUAUAUAUAUUACAUAUUACAUUAUUAUAUAUAUAUAUAUAUAUAUAUUGAAGAACUUUGUAUGAUAAACUUUGAAGAAACAUCUUGAGUAAUGAUGAUAAAAUCGACACGUAACGCUGAUACUUCCAUGAUAACUGUAUUUAUAUGGUACUGUUGAAGAUCACUACUGAAUGCACAUACCAUUAAACAUGGUUUGAAACCCUGUAAAAUAUCCAUUGAAGUUGGAAAAACCGUUAAUUAACCCCAUUAAUUCUUGCAUCACUUUAUCUAACAGGUUUCACAAUAUUAAUGGGUUACCUGUUAAAAUAACAUUAAAAUACCCAUUUUUACCAU